This is a messenger RNA of Thunnus maccoyii (southern bluefin tuna), 743 nucleotides long. RefSeq names its product D-aminoacyl-tRNA deacylase 2 (gene dtd2). The transcript has 4 exons. Gene Ontology annotation, molecular function: D-tyrosyl-tRNA(Tyr) deacylase activity. Lineage: Eukaryota; Metazoa; Chordata; Actinopteri; Scombriformes; Scombridae. Gene Ontology annotation, biological process: tRNA metabolic process. Gene Ontology annotation, cellular component: cytoplasm. Bases 149 to 652 code for a protein of 167 amino acids. The record is from RefSeq and is a predicted model, not a curated record.
GAAAAAGACGCGCAGCCCCGAGCAGAACUGAACAUCUGUAGUUGAUGCAAGACGGAAGCGUCUGAUUGAAAACACUGCACAUUGUGGCUAUUGAGCAGGCUUCUUCUGCACAGCGUGUGUGAAACAGGAAACGUUGCUGCGGACAGAGAUGACAGACGCUCCGGUGGCUCGUACGGUGCUGCAGCAGUGUCUGCAGGCCAGACUGCAGGUGAAACCCGCAGAGCAGCUGUCAGAGGCGCAGUACGUCCAGAUCGACAGAGGAAUGGUGAUCUACGUCUGCUUCUUUAAAGGAGCGACAGACGACAUACUGCCCAAGAUGGUGUCCACACUGUUGAACCUGCGGCUGUGUGAGUCCGACUCGGGGAAGAUGGUUUCGGUGUUGGAGCUUCCCGGCAGCCUGCUGAUCGUCCCUCAGGCCACGCUGGGCGGGAAGGCCAAAGGCAAGGCCAUGCAGUACCACAACAACAUCGGCAAAGAGGACGGACUGCGGCUCUACAGCGCCUUCAUCUCUCUGUGCGAGAAGGAGAUGACGGCAGCCGCCGCUUCAGCCGGGACCGGAGCCGAGGUGACGGUGAAACACGGGACGUAUGGAAACAGACAAGUGCUGAAGCUCGACACCAACGGACCUUACACACAUCUGAUGGAGUUCUGAGACAUGAAGCUUUGAAUUUGUGUCACACAUCAGCCUUGUUCCUGGAAGACAGUUUGACAUGUCACAUUAGGAAAAGCACAGGUGUAAAUAA